CCGAGGAAACCUGGAGGUUCGGGGGAAUUAUUAACCAUUACCUUACCAUCGUAAUAUUGGCAUUUAUAAUCCUUUGACACGCUUACACGCCACUUCACAGCCAUCCAUGCCGCCUCAGUUCAUCUUUGCCGACACGCCCUGGCUGGGAGCCAAGCAUGACGGCUACGAGGCUACUUCUCUGCUGGAGUAUCCGAAACUAAGGUCCACGGACAAUUCAGUUCAAUCUCGGGCUGCCCUUCUGCAGGCGCAGCUGACGUUCGGCCUGCUGGAGGCAGUAACUGAAGUCCAAGUUGAUGAGUCGUGUCUUCUGCGCACUGUCGAGAGUGAUGAUGAACCGGGGAGCUCUCGCCAGAUGAUCCACAGUACUCGCCUUCCUCAGAUUCUGUCCCACUGGCGAUGCCGUAUUCAACGUCUAGGGGACAGCGAUUUAGCCCACCAGUGGGCCGGUCGGAUUUAUACAGCGUUCAGACAAGCGCGGACCAUCCUUGAAUUCGAAGUGGCGGAACACAACUUGCUUGGAGCUGUGGGAUUGACAGCAUUGGACCAUGCGCAGGUGCUGUUGCAAAUCGGGUCCCUGGCCGAGAUUCUAGUCUCGUCAACUUAUGUAUUUUCCCCCAAGAUUCCGCGCCAGGGCUUCGAGUGGACGAUUGUGUUAGCCCCGAUGUUGGUCAUUCGAAAGACCAUGCUUUCCAAGGGCUGGUGUCCGCAGAAUAUCUCGAUUCUCUCGGAGACUGUCAAAAUGUUUGCAUACGCCAGCGUCAGCGGCCCAGUCAUUCGGAGAUCUUCCUCUGACCAUGCCUCGUGCACUGUCCAGGGCUGCAUACGCAACAAUAUUCCGGACACGGAAAAUUACAAGGCAAGGCAUGUCGAGGCAACAUGCAGAUGUGAGAACGUUGCGGUGGACAAAGUGGUUGAUUUACUAGGUGCUGGAAAAAUCCCAGUCAUCAAAAGGAACCCGUCAGCAUUGGGAGAGCUGCAUGCAGUGGACUCUACGGAAACAAAAUACGUUGCCAUCUCUCAUGUGUGGGCCGAUGGCCUGGGAAGCACUGCUGAAAAAGGCAUACCUUCAUGUCAGGUUGACGCACUCAUCGCGAAGACGGGACAGAUCGAGCCAAACGGGGCCUUCUGGCUGGAUUCGCUCUGUGUACCCAACGAAAGGGCGAUGAGGAAAAAGGCCAUAGGCCUGAUGGCCCAGACGUAUCGGAAUGCCGCCGUCGUCUUGGUCCUUGAUUCGACUAUUCGAUCCACCUCCGUGACAGCAGCCCGGGAGCUGAAGCUCCUGCGAACCCUAUCGUCAGGCUGGAUGCAGCGCCUCUGGACACUCCAGGAGGCAGUCCUUGCCGGAAACGUGGUGUUUGCCUUUGCCGAUGGCCUCGUCCCGCUGUCAGAACUCAUUCCCACCGGGCAAGAAUUGUUCAACGGUGUCGCAUCCGAUCUUGCCAGUGAAUUAUUUCGGCUCCAGAAAUACAGGACCCGCGCGAUGAAUCUGAGCGAUCUUUCCACCGCCCUUCGUUGGAGGAUGACAAGUAAGCCCCAUGAUGAGCUACUCGCCGUAUCAGGGCUACUGAACGUCGAUGCGGGUGGCUUAGGAAGUCUAUCUGCGCCAAAACGAAUGCCGUCGUUCUUGCUGCAGCUCAGAGAGCUUCCAAAGGAUAUCAUUUUCCUCUCGGGCCCCAAAUCGGAACAACCCAAGUUCCAAUGGGCACCAGCCACCUUCAUGCGCGCCGUCGAGUCGCGCCUCAACUUCGGCUCGGGCACGGCGACUUGCACAGACACUGGUUUGUUGGCCGAAUAUAAAGCCUUCUAUUUCUCCGACAGCGUCAUCAAUGAAGGGCACCCUUUCAUUAUCCAGGGCCCAGCCGACCACGAAACCUAUAGAGCCAUGGAUGCUCCCUCACGGAAGGAUCCCAGUCAUACCGCCGUCCCGGUUAGCUACCGAUGUAAUGCCAUUCUGUUGCCGGAUCUCCGGGUAGCGAACGGAGUUACCCCCUGUGUAGCGAUAUGGGGAGAUCCUGCCGCAUCAUCCAGCAGUGAGAGAGAGGAAAAUAGAAUUGCCUGUGAAUUCCGGAAACGGAUCCUCCUCCAGUACAUUACCCCAGCCGAUCUCGAACGCGAGAAGAUAACAGCCAGGGUUGUGCCUGCGAGAAGCGGGCGCAUGCGGGUUCGCCUUUUUUAACAUAUGACUAUUUGGGAAUAUGCCAAUGUCCUCCCCUUGUGGGCGUUGAACACCCCCUGGCUCAUUUGACCACUUCGCAACCUAUAUAUCUCCUUUAUUAGGUGUAUUACACCCUUUCACACUAUUCGCAACAGCCCCACAGGCCAAGGACCUU
Messenger RNA from Aspergillus versicolor CBS 583.65, 2330 nucleotides. RefSeq lists its product as uncharacterized. Lineage: Eukaryota; Fungi; Ascomycota; Eurotiomycetes; Eurotiales; Aspergillaceae. The record is from RefSeq and is a predicted model, not a curated record. The transcript has 2 exons. Bases 107 to 2176 code for a protein of 689 amino acids.